Fundulus heteroclitus (mummichog) is the source of this 570-nucleotide messenger RNA. Its product is annotated as hemoglobin embryonic subunit alpha-like. Lineage: Eukaryota; Metazoa; Chordata; Actinopteri; Cyprinodontiformes; Fundulidae. The record is from RefSeq and is a predicted model, not a curated record. The coding region runs from base 58 to 489 and encodes 143 amino acids. Gene Ontology annotation, cellular component: hemoglobin complex; blood microparticle; haptoglobin-hemoglobin complex. Gene Ontology annotation, biological process: hydrogen peroxide catabolic process; oxygen transport. Gene Ontology annotation, molecular function: haptoglobin binding; oxygen binding; oxygen carrier activity. The transcript is spliced from 3 exons.
UCCUCAGUUGCGCUGAGCAUUCAAACGAAAAAGACCAAAACAAAUAUCAGCACAAAGAUGAGUCUCACAGCUAAGGACAAGGACACCGUCAAGACCUUCUGGGCCAAAGUGUCUUCCAAUGCUGAGGCCAUCGGCUCAGAUGCUCUCUCCAGGAUGCUGGUGGUGUACCCACAGACCAAGACCUACUUCUCCCACUGGAAGGACCUGAGCCCCGGCUCUGCCCCGGUGAAGAAGCACGGAGCUACAGUGAUGGGUGGAGUUGCUGAUGCUGUGGCCAAAAUCGACAAUCUGACUGCAGGUCUCCUCAGCCUCAGUGAGCUGCAUGCCUUCACUCUAAGAGUUGACCCGGCCAACUUCAAGAUCCUCUCCCACAACAUCCUGGUGGUCUUGGCCAUCAUGUUCCCCACCGACUUCACCCCUGAGGUCCAUGUAUCCAUGGACAAGUUCCUGUCCGCUGUGGCUUUGGCUCUGUCUGAGAAAUACAGAUAAACUGCAAAGUGGAGCAGAAGGGCAGGAAAGAAGACACAUUGGGUUUAUUGUGUUUGAAUAAAGUGAAUUAUACUAUUAAAA